Panicum virgatum (switchgrass) is the source of this 684-nucleotide messenger RNA. RefSeq lists its product as uncharacterized. The transcript has a single exon. Bases 1 to 684 code for a protein of 227 amino acids. Gene Ontology annotation, biological process: DNA integration. The record is from RefSeq and is a predicted model, not a curated record. Gene Ontology annotation, molecular function: nucleic acid binding. NCBI's taxonomy places the organism in Eukaryota, Viridiplantae, Streptophyta, Magnoliopsida, Poales, Poaceae.
AUGCUCAUAGUGCCCAACCGGAUCAUCACAGACUUGGGCUCCUCCUUCACUGGAUCAGAAUUCUGGGACCUCUGCCAGGAAAGCUGCAUCGAUGUAUACUACGCCUCCGUGGCUCACCCCAGGUGCAAUGGCCAGGUGGAGCGUGCCAACGGCUUGAUCCUUCAGGGGCUCAAAGCCAGGAUUUUUGACCCGAUCGAAAAAUCUAGCUCCAAAUGGAUCCAAGAACUACCCAGAGUAGUAUGGGGGCUGCGCACGCAGAGAAGUCGGGCCACCGGUUACUCCUCCUUCUUCAUGGUCUACGGUUCUGAGGCUAUCCUCCCGACGGAUAUCGCCUUUGGUGCUCCGCACACCCAGAACUACAACGAAGGCAAGGCCAAAACAACUCGGCGAACGGAUCUCGACUCAGUCGAGGAGCACCGUCUAACGGCAGCCCUCCAGCAUGGCCGGUAUGAGCAGCAGCUACGUCGUUAUCAUGACAAAAACGUCCAGCAGCGCGACUUCAACGUCGGCGACCUGGUAGUCCGACGGGUCCAGUCCCUCGGAGGCAAGCUAACUUACCCAUGGGAAGGCCCCUUCAUCGUGAGCAACGUAGUCAUCCCAGAAACCUACAGGUUGCAGCGCGAAGAUGGAACGGAUGUGGGCAACCCAUGGAAUAUCAAGCACCUUCGUCGCUUCUAUCCAUAG